AUGUACGCACCGCCUCAUUUUCCGAAUCAUUUACAUCGACCACCUACAGCACCCCCUACUCCAGAAGGUGAAUUGAACGCUUGGUCAAGUGGUUUACCUCCAACAGGCAAUUCAUCCAAUGGUGGAUUUUUAAAUAACUUGAAUCUAAAUAGUCAAAAUCAACAACAACAGCAAGGUUUAGUACCACCUUAUCAUAACAUGUUUGAUAGAAGGAACAAUUAUCCUUAUUCAAAUACAUCUGGUACAGGCCAAGGUCAAGGUCAAGCUGGUAAUGGUAUGUUACAACAACAACCUCUUUCAUCAAAUUCAACAAAUUCACAAAAUCAAAUUUCAAAUAUCGGUUUAUCACUUCCCAACCAAAAUCAGAAUGACACUAGAAGUGGUGGUGGUGGACACACACCUAAUCUAUCGAUUACGAUGGGAACAUCAAUAACUACACCGAUACAAUUACCUUCUUCAACCACUUCAGGUCCUUUAUUACCUCAAAAUCUAGCACAACAUUUGAACAAUCCACCCGCACCAAUAACAUCAUCAUCAAAUCAAAGUCUGACUCAACAACAACAACAGCAACAAAAUCAGCAGAAUAUCAAUCAACAAAAUCAACAAGGAAGUGGAAAUGGUGGAACAGGUGGGAAAGUCUUAUUAAUGCCAAAUGGUGCUCCACCACCAACGGGAAGUGAUGAAGAAAAGAUCUAUAUACUUAUUACUGAAUUAUUGGAACCGGAAACUAGAGAAGGCGCUUUACUUGAAUUGAGUAAAAAGAGAGAAUUAUAUGAGGAUCUGGCUUUGGUUCUUUGGGGCGGAUACGGUAUCAUGUCAUCACUCCUCCUCGAGAUAGUCGCCGUCUACCCUGCGCUCUCACCACCAUCACUCACAGCUCACGCCUCAAACAGGGUGUGCAAUGCUUUGGCUUUAUUGCAAUGUGUAGCCAGUCAUUCAGACACACGAGCUUUGUUUUUGAACGCCCAUAUACCACUGUUCCUUUACCCAUUCCUCAAUACAACGAGUAAAACCAGACCAUUCGAGUAUUUGAGACUCACUUCGUUGGGAGUGAUUGGGGCCUUGGUAAAGCAAAACGACAAUUCCGACGUCAUCAACUUCCUUCUAUCAACCGAAAUAAUCCCUCUGUGCCUUCGAAUAAUGGAAACAGGUUCCGAAUUAUCAAAGACAGUAGCAAUUUUCAUCGUACAGAAGAUCCUGGCAGAUGAUUUGGGUCUACAAUAUAUCUGUCAGACAUACGAAAGGUUCUACGCUGUAGGAGCAGUAUUAGCGAAUAUGGUGGAUGCUUUAGUGGAAAGUCAAGCUGUCAGACUAUUGAAACAUGUUGUCAGAUGUUAUCUAAGAAUGAGCGAUAAUCCGAGAGCAAGAGAAGCUUUGAGAGCAUGUCUACCCAAAGCCUUACAAGAUAACACGUUCACCCCACUGCUCAAAGGCGAUAUGGUGACUAAACGAUGUUUGACGACACUCUUAGUGAAUCUCAAUGAACGUUCCGAGUGA
Kwoniella shivajii is the source of this 1497-nucleotide messenger RNA. RefSeq names its product cell differentiation protein rcd1. The transcript is spliced from 5 exons. NCBI's taxonomy places the organism in Eukaryota, Fungi, Basidiomycota, Tremellomycetes, Tremellales, Cryptococcaceae. The coding region runs from base 1 to 1497 and encodes 498 amino acids. The record is from RefSeq and is a predicted model, not a curated record. Gene Ontology annotation, biological process: mRNA catabolic process; negative regulation of translation. Gene Ontology annotation, cellular component: P-body; CCR4-NOT complex; CCR4-NOT core complex.